Molecule: messenger RNA, 462 nt
Organism: Amorphotheca resinae ATCC 22711
Lineage: Eukaryota; Fungi; Ascomycota; Leotiomycetes; Helotiales; Amorphothecaceae
Exons: 2
Coding region: 68-361 (97 amino acids)
Source: RefSeq, a predicted model, not a curated record
UUUACCUUGCCUACCUAAUCCGUCCGCAUUCCGCUAGGUAUCUGCCUUUCAAGUUCCCGCCCUGCUCAUGAUGCCCUUGCCCUGGCCCCGCGCAGAGACAUCAUGUGCGGCUCCUCUCCUCGUGGGCCCGGACUCCGGAGCACAUACGGGAAUAAUAACGCGCGCAAAUUUAAGCCUUUCGACAUGUCCUCGAGUCUCCAGUCUCCAUACGCCUAAAGGUUUGCCGCGUGAAGAGCCUCUCGGGAAGCUCGGACCGUCGGACGCCCAUCAUAUUAUUGUCCGGAGUAAGUGCUCACGUAAGCACUUCCGAGGUAUAGCCAUAGCCGAUAUUCUGCCGCCCCUUGCUCUACGCCGAUGCUGAAGCCUGAAUCCUACUAUUGUGUACACGAGAUCCGGAGCAAUAAUAAUGUCAUAUUGGGGAGAGAAAUAAGGUACCUUAGACGAGCCAGGUCAUUUGGUGGA